UGUUUUGGUUUACAGCAGGACUUGUGUUAAAAAAUGAGACAAAAUUGAGGAUUUGUUUGUAAAUUUUUUAAUAAACCAGAUUAUUUAAGAUUUUUAAUUGUUAAAGUUGAAGUGAAGAAUACCUUGAUCACUUAAAAAGCUAUUUGGUACGUGCUAUUUGAUGAUAUAUUGGUCUAGUGUUUACAUGGUCAACUAUUGGUGAAUCAAAGCUUUGGUAUUGGGUUGUAUGGUAACCUUAUUCAUGAUCAGUUUAAUCUCUUCCAUUGCAGUCUAGAGCAAUGAAUGUAAUUAACCACUACACCUUGUAAACGGAAAGAUGAAAUCCAUCUUAAAGUAAUUUUAAUCAUAACUAUGCAAAUCCACCAGAUGAUCAAAUGUCAAAAUCACCACUUAAUUUAUACCAUGAAAAGCAGCGUAAGAAACUCUGUGCUCUUCAUACUCUUAACAAUCUACUACAGAGUGAUGCAUUCAAACAGGCAGAUCUUGAUGAAAUAUGUUUAAGAUUAUCACCUGGUAGUCGAUUUCUGAAUCCACAUCGAGCUCUUCUUGGCCUUGGCAAUUAUGACGUUAAUGUUAUCAUGUCAGCUCUUCAGGACAAAGGACUUGAAGCUAUAUGGUUUGAUCAAAGAAAAGAUCCAAACUGUCUUAACAUGAAUCACAUCUUUGGUUUCAUCCUAAACAUUGACAAUUUUCAAAAAAACCAGACCCUCUUGAGCAUUUUGAAUAUUGGCAAUUUAUUUGCUUCUAAAAAACACUGGAUCGCGUUUAGAAAAAUAGGAGACCAAUAUUAUAAUUUAGAUUCUAAAUUGGAUACACCCGAAGCGGUUGGACAAGAAACUGAGAUGAUUCAGCUUCUUCGUGAUAAAUUGAGCUCUGGUGACUGUCAAGUUCUUCUUGUGGUUGACAAAAAAGUAGCAGAAGACCUUUCCUGUUAUCGUAAUGCUGAAUAAUUUAUUUAACAUACUAACAAAUAUCAAAAGCAUAUGAAUGGCAUAUUUAACAGGAAAAUGAUUUAAGUUAUUUGGUAAAGAUAUUGCUGAAUUGCCGUAUUGAUUUUGUAGACUUGGAAAGCUUGUAAAGCAAUUAUUUCGACAGGACAACACCAGAGACAACCCUAAAUCUAAUCAUUCUCAUGAUGCCAAUGAAUGUUGAAUUUUUAAUUUUCUUCGCCACUAAUUGAUUUAUAAGUUUUAUAACCUUAUCUUGGUUAUUAAUGGCUCUCAGUUUUUUUUGAAUCAUGAUCACUAACACCUGAAUAUUAGGGAUCUAAUAUUCAUUUCUUUUUUAUAAUUAUUAUAUUGUUAUUUAUCAAGUGCCUUUAUACAAUAUUUGUAAUGUAUUCCUUCGAAGUCCUACAUGUCCGAUGUGAUUACUUAUUAUCGAUGUAACCGUUGCCAACUUGUCAAAACUUGCUUCUUGUCAAUUUAAGGAAAUCUUUAUUUAUAUUCAAAUGAUAACCUUUCUGCUUAAUUUGUGCUUAGUGAUGGUAAAUAAGGAAUCGCCUGACUAACCUACCAGCUGAUUAAACUUCAAGAGCUCAGAGUUAACUCAAAAGAUCCUAUUAAAAUUUGUUUAAUAAAGAUAAUUAUUGAGUUUAUUGUAACCAGUGAA
Messenger RNA from Tetranychus urticae (two-spotted spider mite), 1611 nucleotides. Its product is annotated as josephin-2. Gene Ontology annotation, molecular function: cysteine-type deubiquitinase activity. Gene Ontology annotation, biological process: protein deubiquitination. Lineage: Eukaryota; Metazoa; Arthropoda; Arachnida; Trombidiformes; Tetranychidae. The record is from RefSeq and is a predicted model, not a curated record.